Messenger RNA from Onthophagus taurus, 2506 nucleotides. NCBI's taxonomy places the organism in Eukaryota, Metazoa, Arthropoda, Insecta, Coleoptera, Scarabaeidae. The record is from RefSeq and is a predicted model, not a curated record.
UCGGUUGCGACGACGCCAAAGAAAACCAAAACGAAAGAGAACAAUGCGGAGGUUCUCUAAUUGUAGGAAGUUGUGCGAAAUUGCGGAUCUCUUACUUGUUUCUUAGAUAAUUGAUUUUUACCUCGAAAUUUACUUAUCUUAGUUCUUUUUCUGUUUCAGGUGUUCUUCGAUUUUGAGGGAGAUUUUUAAUAAAAUGAGGUAUUCCAUUUAUAGAUUUGGUUUUGCGACACUCUUCUAUGCUGUAUUGUUUUUAACUACACCAGAAGAAGUUUCGUCGAAUCAAAAAUCGAACGAAUUCGACGAAUUUGUUUAUUAUCAAGGGGUCCAAGGAAGACCAGGAAUUGAUUUUCCAGUAUUUGCUCGAAUUCCCAGAACAGGAUUUAGUUGUAAACAAGUUCCUUCAGGUUAUUACGCCGAUUUAGAAACAGAUUGUCAAGUGUUCCACAUUUGUAACGAAGGAAGCAAGAUUUCGUUUUUGUGCCCAAACGGCACGAUUUUCCAACAGUCCGAUUUAAUUUGCGAAUGGUGGUUUAAAGUAAAUUGCACGAAUUCGCCCAAUUUGUACGAGGAAAGCGCCGAACAAUUACUGGAGGAAUCGUGGAGGAGGAAAGAAAAUCGAAGACCCGGUUACCAAAAUCGUUUAGCUAACGAAGAAAAAGAAAAAAAGAAAAAUUUCGUUGCUACUAAUCAAAGCAAAAGGAAAAAUUUAGGGAAUUCUUUGAAUAAACAAGUCAAUUUAAAUCCUUUUUCGACUAAUAAUCAAAAUCGUGAAGCUAAAAUUGCAAGAAAAGAACAACAAAAUCAAAAUCAAAGUCGGGGGAAUCAAAAAUACAAGAGACCGAUCAAUUUGAAGGGGAAAAAUGAUUUGAAUUUGGAAGAUUCGAGCGAGGAGAGCCAGGUUUUGGCGGAAACCGCUUCUUUUUAUGAUAAUAAUAAUCAAAACGUUAUUCAUAGCACUGAUAAGAUUGCGUUGGGUAGGAAAGGUUUGAAUCAAAAUCAAAAUAAUCAAGCGAAUCAAGGCAAUGUUGGUCGUAAAAUAAAAAUUAAUAGGAAUCGUAAUCAAAAAUUGAAUGAAAAUAGUCAAAAUCAAAAUUUGAAUCAACAUUCGAGGUCGAAAUCGAGUCAAAAUUUGGAUCAAAAUCAAAAUUUGAAUAAGAAUUCUGAUCAAAAUCAAUUUUCUAGUUCUAAAUUCGAUCAAAAAUUGUUUUCGAAUCCUGUCGAAAGUUUUAAUCAAAAUUUAAAUCAAAAUAAUCAUAAUUUAGAUCAAAAUAAUCACAAUUUAAAUCAAAAUUUGAACCAUAAUGAUCAAGGUGGACGCACUUUGAAUGAAAAUGGUCGAAAUUUGAACCAAAAUAAUCAAAAAUUAAACCAAAAUGAUCAAAGUGGUCGAAAUUUGAAUCAAAAUGGCCGAAAUUUGAAUCAAAAUAAACCAAAUAACCGAAAUUUGUAUCAAAACGACCAAGAUUUGGACCAAAAUAAUCAAUAUGAACGAAAUUUAAAUGAAAAUGGUCGAAAUUUGAACCAAAAUGAUCAAAGUGGUCGAAAUUUGAAUCAAAAUGGCCAAAAUUUGAACCAUAAUGAUCAAAAUGGACGAAAUUUGAAUGAAAAUGAUCAAAAAUUAAACCAAAAUGAUCAAAGUGGUCGAAAUUUGAAUCAAAAUAAUCAAAAUGGCCGAAAUUUGUAUAAAAAUGGCCAAAAUUUGAACCAUAAUGAUCAAAAUGGACGAAAUUUGAAUGAAAAUGAUCAAAAAUUAAACCAAAAUGAUCAAAGUGGUCGAAAUUUGAAUAAAAAUAAUCAAAAUGGCCGAAAUUUGUAUAAAAAUGGCCAUAAUUUGAACCAUAAUGAUCAAAAUGGACGAAAUUUGAAUGAAAAUGGUGGAAAUUUGAAUGAAAAUGAUCAAAAUGGACGAAAUUUGAAUGAAAAUGGUCGAAAUUUGAACCAAAAUGAUCAAACUGGCCAAAAAUUAAACCAUAAUGAUCAAAAUGGACGAAAUUUAAAUGAAAAUGGUCGAAAUUUGAACCAAAAUGAUCAAAAUGACCGAAAUUUGUAUCAAAAUGGCCAAAAUUUGAAUCAUAAUGAUCAAAGUGGAGGAAAUUUGUAUGAAAAUGGUCGAAAUUUGAACCAAAAUGAUCAAAAGUUAAACCAAAAUGAUCAAAGUGGUCGAAAUUUGAAUCAAAAUAAUCAAAAUGGCCGAAAUUUGUAUCAAAAUGGCCACAAUUUGAACCGUAAUGAUCAAAAUGGACGAAAUUUGAAUGAAAAUGGUGGAAAUUUGAACCAAAAUGAUCAAAAUGGCAAAAAUUUGAACCAUAAUGAUCAAAAUGGACGAAAUUUGAAUGAAAAUGGUCGAAAUUUGAACCAAAAUGAUCAAAAUGGCCGAAAUUUGUAUCAAAAUGGCCACAAUUUGAACCGUAAUGAUCAAAAUGGACGAAAUUUGAAUGAAAAUGGUGGAAAUUUGAACCAAAAUGAUCAAAAUGGCAAAAAUUUNUCAAAAAUUAAACCAAAAUGA